This is a messenger RNA of Histoplasma capsulatum G186AR, 1266 nucleotides long. Its product is annotated as 3-ketoacyl-CoA thiolase. The record is from RefSeq and is a predicted model, not a curated record. NCBI's taxonomy places the organism in Eukaryota, Fungi, Ascomycota, Eurotiomycetes, Onygenales, Ajellomycetaceae. Gene Ontology annotation, cellular component: peroxisome. Bases 1 to 1266 code for a protein of 421 amino acids. Gene Ontology annotation, molecular function: acetyl-CoA C-acyltransferase activity. Gene Ontology annotation, biological process: phenylacetate catabolic process; fatty acid beta-oxidation. The transcript is spliced from 4 exons.
AUGGCCAACGAGAGAUUGCAGGCUGUCCUUGCACAGCUAAAGCCCGCAACAGGGGGGCAGAGCGCUCUUGACAAGAUAACACAAAAGAACCCCGAUGACAUUGUCAUCACAUUGGCACUGCGAACGCCGAUGGCGAGGGGAUUCAAGGGCGGGUUCAAGGACACGGAUCUUGACUAUCUGGUCCUUCAACUGUUGCAGGAGGUGAUGGCGAAGUCGAAACUAGAUCCAAAUUUGAUUGAUGAUGUCGUCAUGGGGAAUGCAAACAACGACAAAGCUUCCACAAUAUGCCGCACAGCUGCCCUCGCCGCCGGCAUCCCCUACACCGCCGGCGCGGCCGCUAUCAGCCGCUUCUGCUCAUCCGGCCUCAUGUCGAUUCAAAGCGUCGCCUACGAGAUCGCACAGGGUGCCAUCGAGAUCGGUAUUGCAAUCGGCGCAGAGUCCAUGAGCAAAGGGCCCGACCGCACCCCCCAGCCCUUCCAUCCGGAAAUCAUGAAGGAGCCGGAUGCGGCAGACUGCAUGCAGCCGAUGGGUCAGACCAGUGAGAAUGUCGGUGAUGACUUUGGCAUUUCGCGCGAGAUGCAGGAUCGGUACUCCGUGGAGUCAUUCCGGAGGGCAGAGGUGGCGCAAAAGGCUGGCUGGUUCGAGGAUGAGAUCGUACCGAUUCGGACGACAGUGAAGGUUGGGAAGGAUGGGAAGGGGCCGGAGAGGGAAAUGACUGUCACCAAAGAUGAAGGGCCGCGGUAUGGCACGACGUUAGAGUCGUUGAGUAAAAUUCGGCCGGCGUUCCCGCAGUUUGGGAAUAAGACGACCGGUGGGAAUGCGAGUCAGAUUACCGACGGAGCCGCCGCCGUAAUCCUCAUGAAACGCUCCAAAGCCAUCGAACUCGGCCAACCGAUCCUCGCAAAAUUCGUCGGCGCCACCGUCGCCGGAGUCCCGCCCCGCAUCAUGGGCAUCGGCCCCUCCAUUGCUAUUCCCAAACUCCUGUCGAUGUACAACCUGCGCAAGGAAGACAUCGAUAUAUUCGAAAUCAACGAGGCGUUUGCCUCCAUGGCGGUUUACUGUAUUGAUAAGCUAGGUCUGGAUCACAAGAAGGUAAACCCGCGCGGCGGCGCCAUUGCGCUGGGGCAUCCGUUGGGAUGCACGGGGACGAGACAGGUCUGUACUAUUUUGAGUGAGGCGCGGAGGACGAAGAAGAAGGUAUUGGUUACGAGUAUGUGUAUUGGGACGGGACAGGGGAUGGCUGGAUUGUUUAUUAACGAACAAUGA